This is a messenger RNA of Penaeus vannamei (Pacific white shrimp), 909 nucleotides long. Lineage: Eukaryota; Metazoa; Arthropoda; Malacostraca; Decapoda; Penaeidae. The record is from RefSeq and is a predicted model, not a curated record.
GAGUUCUGCAGGCAGCUGGGUCUCCGGCCUGGCCAGAGGGUGCUGGACGUCGGCUGUGGGUCGGGAGGGUCAGCCUUCUUCAUGUCGCGCCUCUACGGGGUCCACGUGCACGGGGUCGACAUUUCCAGCAACAUGAUAGACCUUGCAGUGCAACGGCAGACUCACCUCCGACGCGCACAGAGGAAGAGAUUGCAGUUUGAGAUGAGAGACAUCUUGGACGCUGACUACGGCGAUUGCAGCUUUGACGUCAUCUACAGUCGCAACUCCGUCCUGCACAUCACGAACAAGGAAGAAUUGUUCGCCAAACUUUAUCGGUGGCUGAAGCCCAGCGGAACUCUCUUUGUCACGGAUUACUGCCUGGGACCCGCGCCGACCUCGAGGCCCUUCGCCGACUACAUGGCGAAGUCGAGUAUGUCCCUGGUGACAGUGAGGGAUUACGGGCGUGUGGUCACAAGGGCGGGCUUCAGUCUGAUAGCAAGAGACCUCGGUAACGAAUUCGACAGGAUCCAGCAGAAUGAGCUCGACGCCUUCAUACCAACGCAGGAGGCCUUCGCUCAAGAGUACUCUCAGGAGGAAUUUGAAGGAAUGGUGACUGUUGCUACUAAUAAGCUCACGUGGAUCAGGACUCGCCAGCUGACGUGGGCCUCUUUCGUCGGUCGGAAAUUAUAGUUUUCCAACUGACAGACAACCGCCGAGUUUAUAUCGGCGCUCUUAACAUGGUUGAGCGGCGAAGGCUUUGUUGUCUACUAUUCCCUCUGGCAAAAGGUGGAACUGUCUUUGCAACGUAAAGGAGUAGAAAACAUAUUUGCGAACCAAAAGCUGAAAGGCAAAUUGGAAAUGAUCGAAAAAAUAAGAUAAUGAUACAUGAAGUAUCGUUUGCUCAAGAUCAAUAAAACUUUUGAAAAAGAA